AUGCUCUCAGAGCUGGCGGGCACCGCUCAAACGCCACCCUCCCUCAGGCACGUCGAGAAGAACGGCGGCUCCACGUUCCGCUCGUUGCUCGAGCAGAAUUCGCGGCACGGCCGCUGCGUCCGCGGCGGCAACCCCAGGCCGUGGGAUGUAGCGGAGGUCAGCGACGCUCUGCGGCGCGGGCAGCGGGUCUGUGCCGAGGCACACGGGGAGGUCGGCUACCUCUUUUGGUCGCGCGACGUGCCUCGCCUGCGCGCACUCGGCGUCAGUGCAGGUGGCUGCUCUGGCGUCAAGGUGUUCCUGCGCGUGCGUGAGCCCUUUGCGUGGUACGUCUCUUGGUUCCGUUGGGAGGCGGGCUACCGCGGCCUCGUGCGGCUCAACGAGAGCACGGCGGGCGCGAUGGAGCACCCUGCUGAGACUCUCCUCCCAAUUCAGGCGCGGAAGCUGCUCAUUGGCGCGCUCGCCGUCACCUGGCCCCGCGGGCUGGCGGGGCUGCCCCGGAUGCAGCUCAUCGUCGGGCCCAAGCGCUACCUCGCGGAGCCGCCCUCUGGUGCGCUCUCUGCCGAGGAGAGGCGGCGCCUCGAGCUCGCCCUGGCCUCGGCAGACGCUCGCCCGCCGGGGCUCUCCCGCGCCACGAAGCCCCCGAGCCGCAUGCGCCUUUGGCGGCAGGCGGAUCUCGUCGGCCCCACCGAGCGGAUGGCCGAAUUUGCGGUUCUCGCGGCGCGGCUGGCCGGCGGGUGGCUCAGCUCCACCUUCGCGACGCAAAACACAUUUGCACGACUCGCGGAGCUCAGCGAGCCGGGCGAGGGCGAGGGCGAGGGCCGCUAUCGCUGCCGCGGGCGCAAGGUGAAGGGCGAGUGGGUGGGCGUCGAGUACUGCCGCACCCCGACGGCGAGCCAGGCGCGGUCCGGGGGAGAGGCUGCCGAGAUGCCGGCGAGGGAUGACGAGGGCGUGGACCGGCUCUGCGGCGAGGACGACCCGGCGCUGCCCGCGUGCCGCGCCAUGGUCCGCCGAAUCGCUGCCGACGAUCACUGGUUGCACGACGCCGCCGUCGCCCGCUUCGAGGCGACGCUGGCCGCGCACGAGGGGGGUGACUUUCGGCGCGAGGUGGCCGCGCAACGCGACAACGCCGCGGCGCUCGAGCGGCGCGAGCUCGAGGCGUGA
This is a messenger RNA of Emiliania huxleyi CCMP1516, 1161 nucleotides long. RefSeq lists its product as hypothetical. The transcript has 7 exons. The record is from RefSeq and is a predicted model, not a curated record. Lineage: Eukaryota; Haptophyta; Isochrysidales; Noelaerhabdaceae. Bases 1 to 1161 code for a protein of 386 amino acids.